Molecule: messenger RNA, 1074 nt
Organism: Esox lucius (northern pike)
Lineage: Eukaryota; Metazoa; Chordata; Actinopteri; Esociformes; Esocidae
Gene: lsm2
Product: smx5
Exons: 5
Coding region: 87-374 (95 amino acids)
Biological process (GO): mRNA splicing, via spliceosome
Cellular component (GO): Lsm1-7-Pat1 complex; catalytic step 2 spliceosome; U6 snRNP
Molecular function (GO): RNA binding
Source: RefSeq, a predicted model, not a curated record
UGUUAACGUAUAUUAAAAUCGACCAUAUGCACUCUCGUGACAUCAUCAACCUGAGACGACGAUAGCAGCGUUGCUGAAAACUGAAAAUGCUAUUUUAUUCGUUUUUCAAGUCUUUGGUGGGGAAGGACGUAGUGGUGGAGCUAAAAAAUGACUUGAGCAUCUGCGGAACACUCCACUCUGUUGAUCAGUACUUGAACAUCAAGCUGACGGACAUCAGCGUCACCGACCCAGAGAAGUAUCCGCACAUGCUGUCCGUGAAGAACUGCUUCAUCCGAGGCUCCGUGGUCCGGUAUGUCCAGCUCCCUGCAGAUGAGGUGGACACUCAGCUGUUACAGGACGCCGCUCGCAAGGAGGCCCUGCAACAGAAGCAGUGACCAGGCUUGGAGUGGUUCAGCUAGCCUGAGUGCUGCACGCUUUGUGCUGUCAUGCCAACUACUCGCUGUAUUUUUGCUCAGCAACAUGUAACAGGGUUGGCGGGGGGCACUAGCGGAUCUGGGAGCAGGCUAGAGGUUGAGGGCUGCUGGUGUGGACGGGGUGGGCAGAUGGACUGAUUGAUUUAGUUGGGGAUUUUGAGGUCAGACGGGUAUCAAACGUUUCAGCAAAUGUCAUUUCUUUCUUUUGGGGCAUAAAAUACUUUUAUACAAAACUGUAUUCUCAUAAAAAUGCAUUCCUGCCAACACCUGCGUUUCUGAGAUUCUAUAGAUCUGUGUAUAUAUGUAAAACUCUCCAAUUACAACAGUACAUAUAAGUGAACAGAUGUUUGUAUUAAGCAAUAUUUCAAUAUUUCAUUGGUUUGUAUGGCAUUGUGUGCAGAUGUUAGAAUUAUACAGUCCAGAUCCUGCCCAGGUUAUUUUGUCUGUUUUUAUUUUUAAAGUUUUUGAGAAACAUUGUCUUAUUUGCAAAGUUAAUAUCCUCGCUCAUUGUCGAUGAAUUAUCGUUUUUCUUUCUUUAGCUGAUCAGGUGAUUCCUCACUUUGUGUAAAAUAAUUUGUUUUGAGCUUGUGUAAGAGACUCAAUGUUUUUUGAUCACCGUUUUCAUAUGUGGUGUACAUAAACCUUAUUUGAAUCCUUUUGA